GUGUUUACAUGCAUCGAUUAUACUUCAAAAGAUGCAUCAAAAUAAAAAAAUCGUAGAAGUUGAAGUCAUACAACCCAUACAACGAACACGCAAAUUUUGCUCUUCUCUCCCUCGUUGUUGAUUCACGGUUGACUUUAGGUUUUAUUUCUACGUUAAGUUAAACAAAAAACCUUUAGUGUGUAUGCCAUGACAUGUUUUUGUUUAUUCAGGUUUAUUCUAGCUUAAGUAAAAAAAUAUUGCGGAAUUCUGCAAAGUUUACUAUUAUUUACACCUAUCUAUAUAAUCCGGUAAAAAUCAAAAAAGUAUUUUAGUUCGUCUUACGUGAAUUGUGCUGGCAAAAUGGAAGAAUCCACUCAGAUCAAAGUAGAAGAGCUUGUAAUACUCGACACAAAGGAUGAGAAAACUUUUUUUGCUAACAGCGAACUGUGUUCCGAUGAAACCAACGUCCUAAGGAAAGUUUCUACGGAUACUGAUCUCCUAGACCAUAUGCCCCGGCACAGUAAUGAGCGACCCUUUAAAUGCACAAUCUGUAGCAGAACGUUUAAGAAUUCCAGAGGAUUGAGGUUUCAUGAAAACAAAUACCACAAGGUCGAUCCGUCCUCAAGUAAUUGGAACAGUUCGAAAUCGUGGAAGGGCAACGGGAAACUACUUUUCGCAUGUGAUAUCUGCAGCAGAACAUGCGUCACACCGGAGAGUUUGCACCACCAUAUGAGUGCUCAUACAGGAGACCGGAACUUCCAGUGUGACAUAUGCGGACGACGAUUCAGCGUUAAAAGACAUAUAUCGACUCACAUGAGAAUACACCGCACAGAUUGCAGGCAUAAGUGCUCGGUUUGCAAUAAAAAAUUCACAAGUAAUUUCAGUCUCGCAGAUCAUAUGCUCCGUCACAGCGAUGAGCGUCCCUUCAAAUGUGACAUCUGCGACACAUUAAUCAAGAGAUCGGCAGAUUUAAUGCGUCAUAUGCAGAAUGUCCAUAAUGUCGAUCUCUUCUCAAGCAAUGCGAAGAGUUUGGAACCAAGCCAAACUGAUAAAAGCCGAAGCGAAGGUUCAGGGGAAUACAACUGCGACAUAUGCGGGAAACAGUAUACAACAAAAAAUUCUCUUCGCUUACAUCAGGAACUUCAUCAGAGCACUGCAGUAAGAUCCGAACGGAAAUUUCAAUGUGACAUCUGUAGCGAAGCAUUCACACAAGAAUCAACAUUAGCGCGACACAUUGCAGAUCACAGCACAAAGCGACACCAGUGUAAGAUUUGUGGAAAAGGAUAUGCUCGCGCACACUGGCUCCUACUGCAUAUGACUUCUCAUACAGAGGAAAUACCUAUUAAUUGUGAUAUUUGUGGUAUAUCAUGUGAGUCAGCUAAAGCUUUGAUAGAACAUAAAGCAACACACACCUCAAAGAGGUCGUAUAAAUGCAAAGUUUGUGGAAAAGGAUUUUCAGCAGUUCGGAGGCUCAGGGAGCAUUCGAUUUGCCAUACUGAAGAGCGGCCUUUUAAAUGUGAUAUUUGCGGGUCUGUAUAUAAGUCGUCUGAUAGUUUGAGAGAGCAUCAAAAAACGCACGCCCUUUGGAACCCAUAUAAAUGCGAUAUUUGUGGGAGGAGCUGUUCGGGUCCUGGACGGCUCGAAAUGCAUAUGACUAGUCAUACUGAAGAACGACCUUUUAAUUGCGACAUUUGCGGGUCCGCAUAUAAGUCAGUUGCUAGUUUGAAAACACAUCAGAAAACGCACAUCUCUGAGAGACCACAUAAAUGCGAAAUCUGCGGAAGAGGCUUUCUUCUUCCUUCCCAGGUAAAGCGGCACAUGCGUAGUCAUUCUGACGAACGGCCUUUCAAAUGCAACAUGUGCGACGGAUCAUAUAAGUCAACUUUUAUGCUGAAAAUACAUAGAAAAAAACACCAUGACGGGUGUGACCCCUGAUGUUAGAUUCAGACCAUACACUCCUAAUUAAUGACCUUACAAAUUGCUUUUUUUUACAAACGAAAAAAGUGAUAGGCGACUAGAUAGUAAUCUUUUAUAAGUAAGCUGCCGUAAUAUGACAUUGUGACGUAGAUCCAAGUGAUCAGUUUUUCAGUACGGCCCAAAAACGAAAAAAAUUCUCGUCAUUUUUGUAUGGAAAUGUGUGCCAACGUCACUUUGUUUUUUUUUUAAUUUUAUGCAACGUACGAAUAAGUAACAACAAAAAGGAAGAUACCAAAAGAUAGGUUUUCGAAUAAUGAACAAGUUGGCAUGAAAAACUCAAAUUCGAGAAAAUGGCACUUACGUCACUUUGUCAUCUCACGGCAGUAAGGAAGAAUUAUAAAUCUAGCACCCCGCUACACAAGGAUCGACAGUGAAAUAAAACAAAAUAAAAAGAUGUGUAUAAAUUACUGAUAUGGACUAUUUCUUUUCGGCUAAGCACCACAUAAUUGGCGACGAGGAAACAGCUGGCUGGCUUCAUCACAAUCCAGAUUCGAGGCAACUAUUUCUACAGAAGGAAGGAGGACAAAUAUAACCGUAACCCUCAAAAUAGUCUGCGCCUGACAUCUGCGCCAAUUUGACUUCUCGCUUCUAGUAAUAAUAUUAUUAAUAAUAAUAUAAAUCAUUCCGGAGUACUUCGUGAUAAGGGCGAAUCUAACAAACGGUAAACAAAUAGAGAUUUUACCGAAAACGUAUGAAGUGAGCUACUACCUACCUUCAAACUUCGAAUAAAUAAUGUAUCUCUUUUCUAACUAUUAAAAAGUACGAUGUUUGUUAAGGACGUAAUCUACCUUAUAUCAAAACGAAAUAGAAUGAGGCCCUUUGUUGUAGUUUACAUUAGUAAAAGGGGAAACUUGACUUCGUCUUGAUGAAUGGGCGAAAUCAAAGUUGUCAAUAAAAUAAACAUUAAAAGCAAAGGGCGUAUUCCAAUACAAUAACGUAAACACGGCGUAUAGUAAAGGGCGAUACUGUCGAGCAAAUCAAAAUAAGGCACAUAGUAAAGGGCGAUACUUUCGAGCAGAUCGAAAAAGUUGCAUAGUAAAGGGCGGAAUCAUAAAUUCUCGAAUACACAAUGGGGUACUUAUUACGGGAGUCACUUCACGGUGAAAACGAAGUGAAAAAAUCUCACGGUGAAAAAAGA
Messenger RNA from Wyeomyia smithii (pitcher-plant mosquito), 3094 nucleotides. RefSeq names its product zinc finger protein 184-like. Lineage: Eukaryota; Metazoa; Arthropoda; Insecta; Diptera; Culicidae. The transcript is spliced from 3 exons. Bases 340 to 1914 code for a protein of 524 amino acids. The record is from RefSeq and is a predicted model, not a curated record.